This is a messenger RNA of Peniophora sp. CBMAI 1063, 531 nucleotides long. Lineage: Eukaryota; Fungi; Basidiomycota; Agaricomycetes; Russulales; Peniophoraceae. The record is from the annotation of a GenBank genome assembly.
AUGUGGGACGAUAACGAGCAGGACGUUCCAGCGGACUACUCGCGUUCAUCGCUCACGUUCCUCGAGCUAGACGUCAUCCACUUCCUCAUCGACGAGCCUGGCGCGCUGGGCGAUCGGCAUGCGGAUGUGAGGAGGGAAACGCCCGAAGCGCGUACGGCGGCCGUCGACGUGCAUGGAUCGAAGCAGGAACUGAUCGGGAUGUUUGAGGGACAUUCGGCGCGGAGUCAUCCGGCGAGCGAGAGCGCGGGUUAUGUGCAGGAGGCCGUUGUCGUGUUCGUUGGAAGGGUGGCGACGCACCUGGAAGAGGGCGGUAAGCGGUUGCCGAGUACCGUGGCGCGGCUCUUCGACACGCUCAAGACGCCCAGCGAGCAGGUGCAGGUGGCCGUCAGCGACUGUCUAGCACCUCUCGUCCGCACCGCACGCAGCGACCCACCGACACUCAUCCAGCAGCUCCUCGAUUCACCCCCUAAUGGCAUCCACCGGCAUCUAUUCUGUCUAAGGGCCCCUCUGCCACCCUCGUGCGCAGUAUAG